Molecule: messenger RNA, 2163 nt
Organism: Lates calcarifer (barramundi perch)
Lineage: Eukaryota; Metazoa; Chordata; Actinopteri; Centropomidae
Exons: 1
Source: RefSeq, a predicted model, not a curated record
UUUGGAAAAGACCUGGAGAAGAACAUCAUAGCUCUCAUCACACACUCAGAUGGAAGAAAACCUGAAAAUGUUCUUCAGGCUCUUCAUGCAGCAAACAUAAAAUGUGCUAAAAAUGAGAGGAAGCAGCCUCUGUACUUCCUGUUUGAUAACCAACAGAGCAAACAGCGAAAACAGGAAACUGAUAUGGUUUUAAAGAAUGCAUGGAAAGUGACAGGUAGGGGAAUGAGUCAGUUUACAGACUUUCUGGAAAAAUCUGGACCUCAGAAACUGAUGACAACAGUUGAAGUGUUGAAUUCACGAAUCAGACUGACAGCCUGCAUCAACAACCUGCAAGACAGAAUCAAGUUGAUUGAACUGAAACAGACAGAGAUCACACAAACUCAAGAAGCUCUGAAAAAACAUGAACAAGAGAUGAAGAAGAAUGAAGAAUUCACUGUAGAAUUUGAGGAGGUCUUCAAAGAUAAAGAAACUAUUGAUGGUGGGAAGUGGUGGCUGGUGUUUUUCAAAGGAGCUAUUACCUGUAAAGUCUGUGAAGAGAACUGUCACUAUCCAUGCACGAUGGUCCCAAGUCCUGAGAAAUGUGUGGUGGUGAAAGGAGGCCACUGCACUGUUUGUACUAGGAAAUGUCCUGCAUCAGAUCAUGUGAAAGAAGAGAAGCUCUAUGUCAACAAGACCAGGAGAGUUCGGAGGAUUGUAAAAGAAAUGAAAGAGAAGUAUGAAAAGAAUAAAGCUGAAAGUGAGAAGAAGUCGAGCCUCUUGGAAAAUCUGGAAAAGGAAAUGAAAGACCUGACAGCAGAGAAGACUCGGUGGCUUGAAGAGUCCUACCAACAUGUUGUCAGACUGGAGCAGAUCGCCCUGAAUGUGGAUUCAGUGUCCACUCAUGUCCACUUGGACUUCCUGAUUGAGAAGAUGAAGGAGAAAGGAGACACAGAGAAGGUCCAGAAACUGGAGGAGAUGAGGAAGAGAGUGGAUGAAGGAACCAGAGCAGGACUGAGGUACAUGUUUGGAAAACUGGCAGCUGGUAAACCAGUUAAAGAAACAGUGAAGUAGGUGAAGAACCUCAUUCUGACCUUUCAUUGGUCGAUGCUCUUCAUCAAAACAUCACUAAAAUAAAAUAGUUAAGUGUAAUGUUAAUUUAAUAACUACAUUACUAAAAAGACAUGUGCAAUGGUAGAUGAAAAAUUCAGAUCCUUCCUUCAUAUUACAUGUUUGACUAAAAGUAACGAUACCAAAACAUCAAAAUACUUUAUUACCAGUAAAUGUUCUGCAGUGAAACUGUUACUUAAGUAAAAUUACUCAAGUCUUACAAGUAAAAUGAGUUUUCAGUUGAGGAAAAUGGCCUCUGCUGGUGUCAUAUUAUUAAUCAUGUUACUGGAUUAUUUUUCUGUUGUGUUGAUGUAUUAGCAGAAUUUUCCUGUUGUAGCUGGGAUGGAGCUGAUAUUAAUUACUUCAUACACUGUCAGGUAGUCGUAUGUUACAUAUGAAAAUACAUUUUAUCUUGGUUCUUUAGUUUAAAUUCCAUAUGUUUUAUGUUUGUCAAAUUUUACUUUGGAUGUCAGAUAAAUGUAGCAACUAGUAGAGCAGAAGCUUAAAGAAGCAAAAAACGUAAAUACUCCAGUAAAGUACACGUACAUCCGGUUUGUACUUACACUUAAAUACUUUCCAUUAGUGAAAAUUAAACCUUUUAAAUUUAAAGUGGGUAUCUCUGUGAAACCUUUCUACUUAGUGAUGAUUGUUGCAUCAGUGUGUUCACAUGGACUUCAGUAAUCUGAUUACAGUCAGCUCUCUGUAGUAAUCUGAUUACAGUAAAUUUUUCUGCAGUAAUCUGAUUACAUUCAGCUCUGCAGUAAUCUGAUUACAGUCAGAUCUCUGUAGUAAUCUGAUUACAGUCAGCUCUCUGCAGUAAUCUGAGAAAUCUGGUUUUCCAGCUACAUUUCAGCUGCAGAACAAAGUUUUCUUGCUCAUAUAUGAGGAUAAUUACCUUUCUAAUAAUCUUCAACAUGUACAGGACAAAGACUUCAAACAGGGACAGAUACAGUGAGUCUUCAUUACUCUGACUGAUGUGUCCUCAUGUUUAAAAUGGCUCCACCCAAAGUCUGAAACUAAGAGUCUGAAUAAGUCAGAUUCCAGGACAUUUAAAAUAAUGAAUCCAUGUUUCGAAAA